This is a messenger RNA of Diabrotica balteata, 998 nucleotides long. Lineage: Eukaryota; Metazoa; Arthropoda; Insecta; Coleoptera; Chrysomelidae. The record is from the annotation of a GenBank genome assembly.
UACCUUUUUUAUAACCUCAAAUUCAACUACCAGUGUGAAAUGAUUCAGAAUGGGUUCCGUAAUCUCCCCGAAUAAAUUAAAACCCCUACUGUAAAUCUUCAUUAUUGAUUAUUUUUGCUUUGAAUUUGUUUUCAUUGACCAACUACUUGGUGAUUAGACACAACAACCUGCUUUAAUUUUGCAAGUUAAAUCUUCCAGAGUAGGCUUAUUAAUAGCUUUAGAGCAUCAUCAAUUCAUGAACUAUGGGCCUGCUGUCAAUUUUAAGAAAACUUCGAACUGCUCCAGAAAAAGAGCUUCGUUUAUUAUUACUUGGUUUGGAUAAUGCUGGUAAAACUACAAUUUUGAAAACUUUGGCUUCAGAGGAUAUCACAAAUAUAACACCAACAGCGGGCUUUAAUAUAAAAUCAGUUAAUUCAGAUGGAUUUAAGUUGAACGUUUGGGAUAUUGGGGGCCAAAGGAAAAUCCGACCAUAUUGGAAGAAUUAUUUUGAGAAUACCGAUGUCUUGAUAUAUGUCGUAGAUUCCGCAGACAAAAAACGACUCGAAGAAACAGGCAUCGAGUUAUACGAGCUUUUGAGUGAUGACAAGCUUCUAGACGUACCUCUCCUAGUUUACGCAAACAAACAAGAUCUUCCCGAUUCCUUAUCAGCUGCCGAAAUUGCCAGAACUCUGGGAUUGCCCACGAUCAAAGACCGGUCCUGGCAAAUUCAAUCGUGUACCGCUACUCAAGGCGUUGGUGUGCGGGAAGGGAUGGAGUGGGUCUGCAAAAAUAUCAAAAAGAAAUAAUAUAUAUCGACGGUGUAGAUGUAAAUUAUAAAAUGGCAGAUUGUAGAAAUCUCAAAUGCUUGAUUAAUUAGUUUUUUUAUUAGUGUACAAGUAAGACGAAAACCCCAUAGGAUUAAAAAUAGCUACUAUAAAUUAAUAAAAUAGCUACUAUGGUUCUUUUCAUAGCCUUCUUUUAGCUGUGAUGUAAUCUUGUGGUUUAAGCAUGUAAGGUAC